Messenger RNA from Acanthocheilonema viteae, 741 nucleotides. The record is from the annotation of a GenBank genome assembly. NCBI's taxonomy places the organism in Eukaryota, Metazoa, Nematoda, Chromadorea, Rhabditida, Onchocercidae.
AUGAGCUCGACAAGUGUUGGUCAGUUAAUGGCUGAUAUGCGUCAGCUUGUGAUAAAUUUGCAAACACGUGAACGUGCUACGGACAGUGCGCUUGCAAAAAGUCAAAUUGUUAAUGAUAAAAUCUGUGGUAUGAAGGAGUAUCAGGAAGAAGUGGCAAAUAUGAAUGACUGUUGGCGAAUGCAAGGCCGCAAAGUUCUUGUUGCAGGCUUACAACAUGAAAAUCGACAAAUUUUACAGUUACAACAAGAGAAUAGGGAACUUCGGCAAGCGUUGGAAGAUUGCGAAAACACCUUACAAUUAGUAAUGCAAAAGCAUAGGGAUGUUAUAACAAAGCUUGCGAAGCAGUUUGUUUCACCACUUCGAACCUCAGUCGCACAGGAUAGCAAGAAAUGUGAAGCGCCUGUAAACGAAAAAAUCGUCAACCUUUCAAGGUUGUUGAAUGAAUGUCUUGCGGAUGGUGAGAGCGUUUCGAAUCAUGAUCAAGAGUUAAUUGCAAGGCUGGCAACAGAAAAUGCAUGCCUUAGGGAAUUGCUAAAUAUUUCAACUCACAACGAACCAAACAUUGCACACCACUUCAUGGAUCUUACAAGUGGUGGAAUGCCGAAUUAUUCUAAUGGUCCCAAAGCGGUUUAUGAUAAAAACUACGAAAAAAGUAAUACAUCUGCGCUUACCGGGAACUCACUCUUGCGCAACAAGGAAGAUGUCAGGCAAAAUUCCGUUCUGGUGAUGUUUAAUUUCUAG